This is a messenger RNA of Vitis riparia (riverbank grape), 1040 nucleotides long. Its product is annotated as transcription factor MYB113-like. Lineage: Eukaryota; Viridiplantae; Streptophyta; Magnoliopsida; Vitales; Vitaceae. The transcript is spliced from 4 exons. The coding region runs from base 1 to 1014 and encodes 337 amino acids. The record is from RefSeq and is a predicted model, not a curated record.
AUGGAGAGUUUGGGAGUUAGAAAGGGAAAAUGGACUCGGGAAGAAGAUAUUCUUUUAAGAAAAUGUGUUGAGAAAUAUGGAGAAGAAAAGUGGCAUCUGGUUCCACUCCGAGCAGGUUUGAGUAGAUGCCGCAAAAGCUGUAGAUUGAGAUGGUUCAACUAUUUAAAGCCAAAUAUUAAGAGAGGAAAAUUUGCAUCAGAUGAAGUCGAUCUCAUGAUUAGACUUCAUAAGCUGUUGGGAAACAGAUGGUCCUUGAUUGCCGGCAGACUUCCAGGGAGGACUGCGAAUGAUGUCAAGAAUUACUGGCACCAUCAUCACUUCAAGAAGAUGGUUCCCAUCCAGGAAAAAGGGAAAGAUAAAGCCCAAGCCAAUUCUGAAAACACUCUGAUAAAGCCUAAGCCUUGCAAACUCUUUCUAGGGUUCACAUUCAAAACUACAGCUGUGGAUGCUUAUGAGACACAAGGCAGUACUUCUAGUGAGCUGCAACCCACAUUGGUCCAACCAAACCAGGAUAUUUUAUGGUGGGAAAGCCUAUUCGCUGACCAUACCAUUGAAGAUCAGGAGUUUAUUGCCAGCCUCUUGGCUGACGAAACUGCAUCAGCUGAAGAAGGGAGAGAUAAACCCCAAACACAUUCUAAAACCAAAGCUAUAAAGCCUCACCCUCACAAGUUCUCCAAAGCCUUGCCAAGGUUUGAACUAAAAACUACAGCUGUGGAUACUUUUGACACACAAGUAAGUACUUCCAGUAAGCCAUCAUCCACGUCACCACAACCGAACGAUGACAUCAUAUGGUGGGAAAGCCUGUUAGCUGAGCAUGCUCAAAUGGAUCAAGAAACUGACUUUUCGGCUUCUGGAGAGGUGCUUAUCGCAAGCCUCUGGACAGAAGAAACUGCAACACAGACAAAGGGACCCAUGGAUGGUAUGGUAGAACAAAUCCAGGGAGGUGAGGGUGAUUUUCCUUUUGAUGUGGGCUUCUGGGAUUUUCCCAACACAGAAGUAAAUCACUUGAUCUGAUUUAGACCAUUUCAAUCUUAAUGUUU